UUCGUCGAUUUCGACCAAAGUGCCGUCAUGUUGGAGUCGAUUUCGUUCACGCACCAAGCGUACUCGAAACUUGGGUCCGUGCAGCGAACUGUGCAAUGCGAGCUCGAAGGCUUGCGGAAGAUGCUGCAACUCCAAGAGCAGGCGGCAGCUACUCUCGGCACCCCCCCAGCGCCGCCAAUGUUGCCCUUGGGCCCGCAUGCCAACGCUGUCGACAAUCAAGAUUGGGACGUGAUCCAAGAACCGAGUAGGUUACAAUUGCAACGCCAUGUCAAAGAUCCUGUUGAUCCAGCGACCGCACGGUGCGAAGCGAUGCUGCAGCAAGCCGAGCGCAGCGCCGACGUGCUGUACGAGACAUUGGAAUUUGAGUCGAAAGAGUUGGCGCAUGUUCGAGAAACGAUGGACAUGAAGUGGCGCGACAUUGCGCGGACUCUAGCCGACGAGAUUCGGCAACUCAAAAAAGUCGUGGCCGACAAGGACACAGUCGUCGAACAACUCCGACAGGAGCUUCGCCACACCCAUCAACUGGCGCUCGCCCACGAGGAAGACUUGGUCACCCGGUCCAACGCAACGCUUCGGCGCAACGAAGAACUGCAGAAACUCUCGGCAUCUGCACACGAAACGAAUCAAAUGCUGAUGGCCCAAGUGCAAACCCUUCGCCAAACACUCGAAACUCAACGUGCUACUGCGUCGGAGCAGCGAGACAAGGACGAAGAGUGGCAAGGCAUGUUAGCGGAGCAGAACCGCCAGCUUCAAAUUCAACUCAGCCACGAAAGCCAAGCCAAGGCCGAGUUGCAAGCGAUGCUCGCGAGUGUUAUACAGCAACACGCGCCGCCGCCACCCCCCACCGCCGUUCGGGCAAUCACAGUAAGCGCCCCGAAGCCACACAAACACUUUCCAUCCGUCAUCACUGCUUCGACACCACAUCUUUUGCCACGACUCGCAGGAGGCCCCGCCGGGGCAUCAUCCGGUGCUGCCAAACCAAUUCCUUCAUCCACCGCAAGUUGCGUGCCAUUGUGGAAAUAACGUGCUACUUAAAUAUGAUACGACGACAUGUCGGAGCACACACUGCUCGGCCGUCGAUCUUGGCGGUCCAUGGUCACCUUCAUCGCGUCGUCGUGGAGGUGCA
Molecule: messenger RNA, 1126 nt
Organism: Aphanomyces invadans
Lineage: Eukaryota; Oomycota; Saprolegniomycetes; Saprolegniales; Verrucalvaceae
Exons: 7
Coding region: 28-1023 (331 amino acids)
Source: RefSeq, a predicted model, not a curated record